UUUCGAGAAGAGAAGGGAGAGAGGGGGAAGGAAGUGAGUUCUACGGAGAAGAGAGGAGAGGUAGGGGAGAGAAAGAGAUAAACCCUAAAAAAGGUGAGGAGGACGAGGAGAAGAGGGAUUUGGUGAGCAAAUGGCGCAUCGAUUGCUGAGGGACGUUGAAGCUGACGGAUGGGAGCGCUCCGACUUUCCCAUCAUCUGCGAGUCAUGCCUUGGCGACAACCCGUACGUUCGCAUGACAAAGGCAGACUAUGAUAAGGAAUGCAAAAUCUGUACAAGGCCUUUCACGGUUUUCAGAUGGAGACCUGGCCGAGAUGCAAGAUAUAAGAAGACUGAAAUUUGUCAAACAUGCAGCAAACUUAAAAAUGUGUGCCAGGUGUGCCUGCUGGACCUCGAGUAUGGUCUACCUGUGCAAGUUCGAGAUACAGCUUUGGCUAUAGGUUCAAAUGAUUCUAUACCAAGAAGUGAUGUGAAUAGGGAAUACUUUGCAGAGGAACAUGAUCGCAAGGCUAGAGCUGGUAUUGAUUAUGAAUCCUCCUAUGGCAAAGCACGUCCAAAUGACACUAUAUUGAAACUUCAGAGGACGACACCAUAUUAUAAAAGGAAUAGAGCACAUGUUUGUAGUUUCUAUGUAAGAGGUGAAUGCACAAGAGGUGCUGAAUGUCCUUAUCGCCAUGAGAUGCCGAUAACUGGAGAAUUGUCACAGCAGAACAUUAAAGACCGUUACUAUGGAGUGAACGAUCCAGUUGCACUCAAGCUUUUGAACAAGGCAGGAGAAAUGCCAUCUCUUGUUCCUCCUGAAGAUGAGAGUAUAAGGACACUAUAUGUUGGUGGGCUGGAUCCUCGUAUUUCAGAACAAGACUUGAAAGACAAUUUCUACGCAUUUGGUGAGAUUGAAUCGAUAAGGUUGGUUCUUCAAAGGGCAUGUGCUUUUGUUACAUACACAACCAGGGAAGGUGCCGAAAAAGCAGCAGAAGAACUAUCAAACAAGCUUGUCAUAAAAGGGGUAAGGCUGAAGCUGAUGUGGGGAAAGCCUCAGGCACCAAAGCCGGAAUCAGAAUCCCAAGAUGAUGAUGCUGCAAAACAAGGAGUGGUGGCCCAUGGUGGUAUGCUUCCAAGAUCAGUGGUAUCUCAACAGCAAAAUCAACAGCUUCAGCCUCCAGGUACUCAGGAUCACGUUCCCUUGCCAUAUUUCAACAUACCAGCUCCACUCCCCCCAGAAAGGACAUUUUACCCAUCGAUGGAUCCUCAGAGGAUGGGGGCCCUUGUUACUUCUCAAGAAGCAAGCAGCAGCACAUCAAGUGGAUCGGCAGAAGGACAGGACAAACAGAAACAGCAGCAUGCACCACCACAAGGAUCUUUCAGGCCCCCAGAUGGUUCUCAUUAUCCAUAUCAAGCGCCACCGCCUCAACAUGGCCCGUACCCGCCAUUCUAUCCACCUUAUGGCUUUAUGCCGCCACCCUAUCCACAAUACCCUCCAUACCAAUCUACGCUGCCUCCCCAACCACCACCACCUCCUCCUCCUCCCCAGCAAUAUCAGGCCUAGCAAUUCUAAAUCUUCACGCACGUGUCCUUGCUUGUAUUGUUGAUCUUUAAAUGCUUUUUACCCGACAUGGUAUACCAAGUCCUGGCCGAGUAUCUAGUUGCCGAAUGGAUAUCUUAAUUGGACGUAAUUAUCUCGAUCGUCAUUGUGUUACUGAGAAUUUUUUGCAUGUUCUUUGCACUACUUUACGAGUGGAAGCUUUCCUUGUGCGAAGGCCAUUAUUCAGGCGGACACUCGAGAGUAAUUGAUUGUAAAAUUCUGUGUUUGUUUUUA
Molecule: messenger RNA, 1813 nt
Organism: Nymphaea colorata (pocket water lily)
Lineage: Eukaryota; Viridiplantae; Streptophyta; Magnoliopsida; Nymphaeales; Nymphaeaceae
Product: zinc finger CCCH domain-containing protein 40-like
Exons: 4
Coding region: 131-1543 (470 amino acids)
Cellular component (GO): Prp19 complex; U2-type catalytic step 1 spliceosome; U2-type catalytic step 2 spliceosome
Molecular function (GO): metal ion binding; pre-mRNA binding; U6 snRNA binding
Source: RefSeq, a predicted model, not a curated record